This is a messenger RNA of Cydia fagiglandana, 2044 nucleotides long. RefSeq lists its product as uncharacterized. The transcript has 8 exons. Lineage: Eukaryota; Metazoa; Arthropoda; Insecta; Lepidoptera; Tortricidae. The coding region runs from base 682 to 1875 and encodes 397 amino acids. The record is from RefSeq and is a predicted model, not a curated record.
GGGUUGACGGGGCAGUACGCGCGCGACGCGCUGCCUACAAUGACGAGAUACAAUUCUCGAUUCCGAUUAUUAGCGGCCAGUGAUGUACAAGGUGAUUUCGAACUUAUAUGACUCGGUAUAAAACAGUGAUUUGCCAUUUAUGGUUCGCCGCAAAUUUAGCGAAAUAGCGUGCCAAAGCGAAUUUUCUUUAAAAGUUGCGCGCUAGGAUUAAAAGCAGAUUUUUCUUGAAGUACGGCGAAAAUUUCGGGUGUAUAGUACCAGCAUUAUGCUUAACAAAAUAAUCCACGCCACGCUCCAGUUGAAGCUGAGUGUUUGGAACGAUUUAUUUCAAGCAAUCCCUUAUUUUAAGAUAAAAUAAAAAUAGCUCAGUAACUUAGUGGGAUAGAAUAUAUGACGUGACAUUCGUUUUAAAGGCUGAUAAGUGUCAUUCUGUUAUUAGUCAACGGGUUAAUUACGAACUAGUAUAAAUGUUGACAGAUUUAGUGUCAGAAGGUAGAUUUUAAGUGACUAUGAGUUGUGACAUGACGCCGGGCUCAGCUUAGUCAUUAAUUAAUUUCUAGUAGAUGCUUAAAAAUAAGACGUCGUUUUAAGGGUGGUGAAAUUCGGUGUAAACUAAUUAAGUGACAAUGACAAGUUAGUGUAAUAAUGAAAUUUAAUUAGAAAAUAGUGAAAACAUUUAAAAUGGCUGGAACUAUGAAAAGGAUAAAAAGGCUUUCAUUCUUACUGAAUGCUCUGCUUCUGUUCAUCUCUAUGAUAUACGGCGCGGGCGGCCUCCGUACCACGGAACUGCGAAUCACGCCACGCGUCGUACAACGCGGUAGGAACGUGACGAUGGCCUGCCUGUAUCAGCUGCGAGAGUACGGAAUAUACUCCGUAAAGUGGUACAAGGGCACCCACGAGUUCUACAGAUAUUCGCCGUUCGAGUCGCCAACGACGAGAGUUCUGCCUGUCAACGGGAUUAAAGUCGACAGACUAAAAUCUAACGAAACGCACGUAGUGCUUUUGCGGGUGGUUCCGAGCCUCACGGGAAACUACAGCUGCGAGGUGAUACUGAACGCGCCUUCGUACCCGCACCACACCGCCGUGGCAAGGCUGGAUGUCGUGGGAGCAGGCGGGCUUCGCGCUACUGAGCUUCGGAUAUCUCCUCCAGUGGUCCAGCGAGGAGCAGACGCUACUUUUGCCUGCCUGUACGAGCUAACUGAUGCCCCUCUCUACUCUGUAAAAUGGUACAGGGGGCGCCAAGAGUUCUACUGCUACUCCCCUACUGAAACACCUUCGACGAAGAUAUUUCCAUUUGCUGGUAUUAAUGUCGAUCUAUCUCGCUCUAACCAGAGCCAAGUGGUUCUGACACGAGUGAGCUUCGGGCUAUCGGGGAACUUCAGCUGCGAGGUGACCGCCGACGCGCCCUCAUUUGCCACCUCCAUCGUCUCCAAUACUAUGGAAGUCGUCGUUUGGCCAGCAUCGCCGCCGACAAUCCAUACGAGCCAGCACUACUACAUGCCGGGCGAUGUGCUUCACGCUAACUGCUCAUCGGGGCCCAGCCGGCCGGCGUCUGAACUCGCCUUUUUCCUCAAUGACCAACCCGUAACACCGGGCUCGUAUCAGGUACAGCCAGCUCCCGAGGGCUUGUUCCGAGCGGAGCUUCACGUUCAGAUCCAGCUGUGGCCUGCCCACUACGAGAGAGGGGCGCCCAUUCUGAGAUGCGAGGCUAAGGCGGGAGGAGACCUUUACAGGGAUGAUUCAACAAUUGCUCUUUAUUCUGCCAAUGGAGAUCCGAAAAUAGAACGUGUUACAUCACCAGGGUCUGCUACUACAUUGCAAGGGUGUCAAAUUCUUCUGCUUAUGCAUACAAUUAUUUGGGCAAAUAACACUUAGAUUUGAAAAUAAGAAUGGAAAUUAUACAAAUAAAUAAUUAUACUAGAUGUACUAAUUCUUUCAUGGACGAUUGUGAAUUUAGUUGAAAAACCUAAACGAGCUGACAAUUAUACCAAAGAAUGUAAAGACUAAGAGAUAUUGUUGAUUUAAUAUAAAUUAUAUAUGUGAA